This is a messenger RNA of Schistocerca serialis cubense, 9752 nucleotides long. Its product is annotated as urocanate hydratase-like. Gene Ontology annotation, molecular function: urocanate hydratase activity. NCBI's taxonomy places the organism in Eukaryota, Metazoa, Arthropoda, Insecta, Orthoptera, Acrididae. Gene Ontology annotation, biological process: L-histidine catabolic process. The record is from RefSeq and is a predicted model, not a curated record. Bases 30 to 2078 code for a protein of 682 amino acids. The transcript is spliced from 15 exons.
CUGCGCCUGGUGGCAGUGCGACGCUGGCCAUGGCUCCGGAAAGCGAGUGCGAGACCGACCUGCGCGUGCUGGCCGCCGGCAUCCCGCUGCCGCCCCCGCCGCCCCCGCUCGGCAGGGACCCCGCCGUGCCGCACGCCCCCGUGCGCACGCACCGCCUCACCACCGACCAGAAGAGGCUGGCGGUGAAGAACGCGCUGCGCUACUUCCCGCUGGAGUACCACUCCAGGCUGGCCCCAGAGUUCGCCCAGGAGCUGGACGAGUACGGACACAUCUACAUGUACCGCCUAAUGCCCAAGUUCCCUGUCAGGGCUUAUCCACUGCAACUUCUGCCUGCCCGUUGUCCGGAGGCGGCGGCCAUCAUGCUGAUGAUCCUCAACAACCUAGACCCGGCGGUGGCGCAGUUCCCACACGAGCUCGUCACCUACGGGGGCAACGGACAGGUCUUCUCCAACUGGGCACAGUUCUGGCUGGUGAUGCGCUAUCUGUCUUCGCUGGAGCGCGACCAGACGCUGGUGCUGUACUCGGGCCACCCGCUGGGGGUCUUCCCGUCGCCCGCGUCGGCCCCGCGGCUCGUCAUCACCAACGGUAUGGUGGUGCCCAACUACUCCACCAGGAAGCACUACGACGACAUGUUUGCACUCGGAGUCACCAUGUACGGCCAGAUGACCGCGGGAAGCUUCUGUUACAUCGGGCCGCAGGGCAUCGUCCACGGCACUACGAUCACGCUGAUGAGCGCGGGCCGCAAGUACCUGGGCUGCGACAGCCUGGCGGGCAAGGUGUUCGUGACGGCCGGCCUGGGCGGCAUGAGCGGCGCGCAGGCCAAGGCCGCCGUCAUCGCUGGCUGCGUCGGCGUCAUCGCAGAGGUGAGCGAAGAGGCUCUGCAGAAGCGGCUACGCCAGGGCUGGCUGUGCGAGGUGGAGGGCGACCUCAACAAGCUGAUCCAGCGCAUCAGGGAGGCCCGCCGCAAAAAGGAGGCGACCAGCAUUGGCUACCACGGCAACAUUGUGAACCUGUGGGAGCGACUGGUGAGGGAACUUCGCGAGAAGGGCGACCUGCUGGUGGAUCUGGGCUCGGACCAGACGUCUUGCCACAAUCCCUUCCAGGGCGGCUACUACCCUGUGCAGCUGGACUUCCAUGAGGCGCAGAAGGUGCUGUCUGAAGAGCCGGAGCGUUUCUCGUCGAUGGUGCAGGCGAGCCUGGUGCGGCACGUGGAGGCGGUGAACGAGCUGUCGGCGGCCGGGAUGCGCUUCUGGGACUACGGCAACGCCUUCCUGCUGGAGGCGCGCCGCGCGGGCGCCGACGUCGAGAAGGCUGGCGCCGGACCACUCGCCUUCCGCUACCCCACCUACGUGCAGGACAUCAUGGGGGACAUAUUCUCGCUGGGAUUCGGGCCUUUCCGCUGGGUGUGCACAUCUGGGCUGGAGAGCGACCUGCAGACCACGGACAAGCUCGCAAUCGAUGAACUGGAGACUCUGCUCAAAGAUGCGAGCGUGGGCUACUCGACGCGCGCCCAGUACGAGUCCAACCUGGAGUGGCUGCGCCGCGCGGAGGAGCACCGGCUGGUGGUGGGGUCGCAGGCGCGCAUCCUGUACGCCGACCGCGAGGCCCGCCGCCGCAUCGCCGCCGCCCUCAAUGACGCAGUCCGCACCGGCGCCGUCAAGGGCCCCAUAGUACUCAGCAGGGACCACCAUGACGUCAGCGGCACUGACAGCCCAUUCCGUGAGACGUCCAACAUAGACGAUGGCUCUGCUUUCUGCGCAGACAUGGCCGUGCAGAACUGCAUCGGGGACGCAAUUCGCGGAGCCACCUGGGUCGCCCUGCACAACGGCGGCGGCGUCGGCUGGGGCGAGGUGAUAAACGGCGGCUUCGGCCUGCUGCUGGACGGAUCGGAGGACGCAGCGAAGCGGGCGCACACCAUGCUGGCCUGGGACGUCAGCAACGGAGUCGCUCGCAGGUGCUGGUCUGGAAACGAGCUGGCUCUGGAGGCUACGCGCGUGGCCAUGAAGUCGGACCCUCGUCUGGAGGUGACGCUGCCGUACCACGCCUCGCCUCAGCUGCUGAACACUCUCUUCCAGUGACCUGUGCCGCCAGGACUACCUCAUCGGUGUUCAGCCCACUCUAUGCUUACUCUCACUAAUUGUCAGAAAUGUGACACUCAUAUUCCUCUGAUACAUGUGUAAUUUUUCAUUGCUUUCUUAAUCGAUUGUGAUUUAAAGAGGAAAUAGGUUUGUAUGUGAAGAAUUAUCUCGCAGCAGCGCUGUGGUAUGGUUACUGAGCUUUUUGAUACUGUACUCGUGAUGGUUUCUCUUGCUGUGAGAUCGUUCGUGCAACAGUAAUUUUUAUCACAUUUUACCAUAUUUUCUUCUGAUUCUCUCUUCUGAGUUUUGGUUUGCUCUUUUGUCUUUCCGGUGCGAUGACUCAAAUAUCUGGUCUCAUAUAUCGAGGGGCUUUAAAGAGAUUUAUCCGAUAUCAAACGACCGUAUCUCCUACAUGAAUUACAGCUGUCUCAGUAUACUUUUUCGUUUAACUCCCGUACUGUUCUUCCAGUACUUACUUUAAUGUCAGUGGCAAAAUAUUGAGAUUCAAGUUACCACCCGAUAGCUUUUACAAAGCAUGAAACUUCUGCCAGCUACUAUCCUAUUUCUUCCAAAAUAUUUAAAGUCGUCGUUAAUACGUCAACUUUUACAAGCCAUAAAGUUUCUGUCAACUACUUUGCCACUUGUUCCAAACAUUCCACUACCUGGUAGCUUUUUGAAAGCAUGAAGUGUCAAUUACUUCGCUAUUUGAUCCAAGAUAUUUAAUCUCGUUGUUAGCCUGUUAGCUGUAACAAAGCAUGGGGUUUCCACCAACUACUUCGCUGAUUGUUCUAAACUGCUUUGCAAGCCACGAAGUUUCUACCAGCUUAGCACAUUGCUCCAGAUUAUUUCAUAGCCUGUUAGCUGUAACAAGGAAUGGGGUUUCUACCAACUGCUUCGCUGAUUGUUGUAAACUGCUUUGCAAGCCAUGAAGUUUCUACUAGCUUAGCUCAUUGCUCCACCCUUCGCUGAUUGUUGUAAACUGCUUUGCAAGCCAUGAAGUUUCUACUAGCUUAGCUCAUUGCUCCAGAUUAUUUCAUCUCGUACAUCACACGUAUAGAAUUUUUUUUUUUUGAAUGGACUUGUAGUCCGGGGUGAUAUGUUUAAUACAGCAUCACCGGUCUAUUGCGGUCUAACUGUGUUGGUGAGUCAGUAAAUUUCCACAGGGCAGUGACUGCGUCACUGCAAUUCACUUUGGAGGUGUGGCGGUGGGGCUUGUAGUCCCGUACCACCCUCUCACGGUGAUGGGGCGGGUGAGGGUGUGGCGGUGGGACAUGUAGUCCCGUACCGGCGUUUUUGACGUAUAGAAGUAUAGAAGAAGAAGACCAUAAAUAUAUUAACUGUCCGGUUGAUUUUACCUGCGAGUUCUCUUCCAAAUCAAUAACUUUUUUUUACCACAUAAACUGUAUGUUGCUUCUUGUUAUGAACAAGUGACGCUUUUAUUUUGUUCACUUUUGCUGUCAUUGUUUUUCGAUGUCCAGAUAUAUACACAACUAAGUCUCUCUUACCUCGUGACAUACGAAGAUGGAGAGUGAUGCUGCUGUCUCUGCUUCGCUGAUUUUGCUAAGAUGGAGCGGGAUCUUUCUUAAUUUUACGCGAAUUUACUAAAAUGAAUGUUGACGCUCUUGGGCACAAACGCUUCAAUCAAACAAAUUGUCUGAAAAAGUGCAAAUAAAAAUUCGGAGUCGUAUAUGAAGGAGUAUCCAGAUGGGACUAAUGCUUUGAAUUUGAGUCGCCUAUUUUCAGUAUUUGAUCGCAACCCCCAAUAAAUAGGGCGUUUCACAAUUUCUGUUAGAUGCUUCUAGGAGAUGUAGACGGGACAUAGUACACAAUGUUUCGAAGAAGAAUCGAUUACCGGAAAUGUACCGUGUUGAUGUAAAAUAAAUCUGAAGAUCGAAUCACUUUGAAAUCUCUCGUUUCAUAGUACAAACAUAGCGGACACAAUGGGCUCUGACCCAUGUGAUGAACAGGAACCCAUGGCAUGGGCAGUGUUCCGAGUAGUCUUCGUCGGGUUCUCCUCUACGUGUCAAAUGACGUCAUCUCCGAAGUCGGGAGUACCGCACAGCACAGUCAGUUCUCCUACAUAGUUCCAAACGUACCACUUUCAGGUAUCCCUUGUUGCAAUCGGUCGAAAAUGUUAUUUGUCUUAAUUACAACAGGGACUGACUCUUCUCAGUUACUGUGAGUACCGUGGGGCCGGGAAUUUGAAAGUGAGCCGUUCUUCAUAAACUGUACAGUUCCGAACUUGAGUUCCUUAUAAAAACUUUAUCUUAUAAGUCCCCUCAACAACCUGCAGAAGCCUGUUAUAGGAAUUACGAAUACCUUAUAUAAUUGUAGGGGCGCGUACCUUUAUUAAAAGGAAAACACACUUAACGCCACUAGACUUGUCGUAUUUUCACUAAGAAUUAUUUGGUAAUCAAUCACUUCUCGCCGUAUUCUGUAUAUUCAUAUAUCUCUUGUAGAAUCACGACAACUUUAACCACUUGGAAUCACACGUUUCUUUACCCCACCUCCAUACACACCUCUUUCUUUAUUUUCACACAUUCGAUGUCCAGAAAAUGCUACACCAAACGUCUUCUUUUCUUUCCCUCCUUCCACUUUCCUACAACUGUCCGUUCCUCUGAUUUUACCCAGCACCUGGGCACAGCACCCACACAACAGAAAAUGUACAUGUAUAAAACAUGCAUACACACACACAAAUUUACGUGUUUCAGAUAGCACAGAUAUUAAUUAAACAAAAAAUAGAAAAUUUAUAAUUAACACGACAGAAAAAUUAUGUCACACAAUGAAGAUAGAAACACUGUGUAAAUUUCAGCUUACGCAUUGUACUACAAAGUUUUUAUUUUCAAAAUAACCAUUUUGCAACAAUUUAUAACUUUGGGGUACUUUUUAAUUUCACGUUUAGGAUCAAAGUUUUUAUUUCCCUUUCACAAACUCUCAAUUAACUUCCCCAGGACGCACGACACACAGAGACGGUAGUGAAGCUCGUCCCUUACUUUUCCGAGCAAAUCUGUAGUUAACGCACUCGGUGCUGUUGCUAAUGCGACCUCGAAAUUCAGCUGUUGAUAGGGGGAGAGUAGACAAGUAUUUCACAAACCCUCACAAAAAGCUCACAUACGGUGAGAUCAGGCGACCCUGAGGACGAAUUCUGCAAUGUGAGAUCCAUACACCCUUUACUCUGUACGAGCUGCAGCGCCGUUCUUUAGAUGAAAAGUUGUGACUGAAGAGGAGAAUGAGAAAUGUCAUCUCGACUGGGUGCAUACUGGGCAAUGAACAAGCGAUCAUGCUGGUUGCCAUAGGGAGACCCCUACUGCCAGCUUACAACUGGCAUCAAGGUGUACUCCUACAAAAGACCGCGCCUGUUCGUCAUCGCCGAUUCCGUCCAAAUUUAUGGUAUAUGCAGGGCAAGACCAAAAAUGAAAGUGGCGAGCGUGGGACCACAGAUGGCAAAGCGUUCAGAAAAAAUAGCAAUUUUGGCGCGGGGGCGACGAGGCUUGAACCGCUUAUGUUGAUGUAUUUUCUAGGCAGUGUUUGGCGCAGUGGAAAGAUUAAAGAACAGCAAUUUGAGGGUCAAAGGGUCGAGUAUGUACGGGGAAACUAUUUUAUGUUUCUUUAUUUCCAGUUUUUACGUUACUUACACUGCAAAUAAACCAAAAUAAUGCUCAAUAUAUUGUAUUAGUUAAUGUUUUCAUAAUAAGAAUGAAAAGGAAAGGGAUAGGAUAAAUCGAGAUUGCAAAUAACUUCCCGGGAAGCCAUUUUAAGGCGUACACCAGAACUUCGUAUAUAAAAUUAGAUACUUUUAUUGUUUUACAGUCGAUUAUAUACACGUGCUGGGACGAUUUUCAUCCUAAAAACAAGGUAGCAAUAAUUUUGUCGGCGUUUUGCUCACGUUAUAAACGCCACAUUUUUACAGUUACGUGGUUAUUUUAAAGUUUCUAUAGAGAAACAAACCUGGUUCACAUUCAUAGAAGAUUCUCACUCAUCGUAAGUUUGGCAGCAGACCACGCACAACCCAAAAUUUCGCCAAAUUUGGCUACCAUAGCUGGUGAUGUACAUUGUAAUGUAUUUUUAUGCAGUCUUCUCAAAGCUCAAACUGAAACUUACGGAAUACAAAGUCCUGUACGUUUUAAUUACUAUGCAUUCGUGAAGUGUUAGUUACGGAGUCCUCAUGCAUGCUAUAAGCACAAUCCUUUCUCGGAAAUUUAUUUACAAUCAAUUUUUUUUUCCUCACAUCUAUAAUUCUCACGCCCAUCACUUCCAUUUCUGGCCUAGUCAUGCAGAUACCAUAAAGUUUCCAUACAAUAGGUUUAACGGGACUCAAACCUUGUAUCUUCAUUUACGUAGAAGCUAUAGUUCUGUGAAAUCGGAUGAAUCUUUUUGAAACACGCUCUAUUUCCCUGUAGAGUUCGCUUAACACAGCCGACCAACUAGACCGAAUUCUACGUAAUAAAAAUCAUCUUGAACCCAAAGCGACGAACUAUAUAAUCUUCAUGAUCUCACAGACAAUACUAUCUACUCAUUAUUUCUCAGCACUGGCAAAGCUGCUGAAUGAAAGAUAUCAUUCAGCUCUUAAGUAUCAUUUACUAUGGAGCUACAAAAACGACAGUUAAGCACCUUUCUGUCUCUGACAUUUACAGUUUUAGUGAUCGCGUGAGUCCGAGUUAGCUUUAGCAGAUAAGAAAUGGCAGCUCUAGCGGUUAUCAAGCAGUAUCUGAGUAAAUUUUACUCGAUAUCUGGGUAAUCGAGUUGGUGAGAUAAAGGACUUAGCGUCGCUCUCGACGUUUGUCCCUCGUCGAUUCCAAUAUCUUUAGAGAUUCUUUGACAGAUUUACUCUGCUCUCUAGAAAGACGAAGUUUGUUUAUAUUUGACAUGCGCUUACCCGUUGUGGAACUAACAGCUUAUACAAAAGGGCGUCAGCUUUUUUGAUUACAGCUGAUAGCAAAUCUCCUACCAUUUAGGAUAGUAUCAGUUACGUUCAUUAUGACUACUGCUUCCACCUCUCUGGUCGGACUCCUCUUGUCUCAUAAUUGUUGAUAGUUCUAAAAGCAAUUAUGUGUAAAAAAAUAACAUACCUCUUUUAUUAACAGAGACAAUUUCGACUUUCUUCAUUUCAAAUCACACAAUAAAUUUUAUCAGUGCUAUGAACAAAAUUCUACGAUGCACUUAAUAUGUUGAUCUGUCACAACAGUGGUAUCUAGACCUCUGUAAUACCUGGAGCUUUGGAUGUCAUGUUGAAUCUAUUAACAGAUUGACCGCAACUUCGUUACCGUUAUCUUCCAGCCGCUUUUACAGAGGAACCACAUUUCAGACAUGUUUGGAGGUUCCGCAUUGUCAGUUUCGGACAUCUCGUGUUUUAGAUAAGAGUGCCAACACUUCAUUUAGGUAUUCUUUAAAUGCAGUAAUGCUAGAUUAUUGGAAACUUGAUAUUUGCCAAUUGCAACCUUUGAGGUCAAAAGUUCUUUGUGAUGGCAUUUCCUGUACACUUCCACACUUUCAUACAAGCGAGCUGAUCUCCAAGUGCAUCUUCCUCUUUCUCACUCGAUGUGGCCACAUGGCAGCAUUGAUCAUUCAUCUGCAGCUCUGUGUUUACUGGUAUAUUCAAACACUUAUCUCAUUGUGAUAAAUGCUUAAAUAUCUCCUGUAAUCAUUUUAUUUCUUAAAGUACAAGAAAGGACUUGAAUCUGGGAUAGGUGAGUUUUUUCUUGACUCUCCUUUUCAUUUUAAAAAACUAGGUUGAAGUUCGUCACAUUUAAAACUACACUUUCCAACACAUUAGCAGAUAAAUGCUAUUUGCUCAAAGACUGUUACUUUUUUACAUUGACUAAUAGGUAUAAAAGAUAAUCAGCAUUAAUGGAAAUUAACUGUUAUUACACGUGUGAAAUACUGCAUAAGCCUUUGGUAGGAAACUAAAGUUGUUAGAUUCUUUCAAGCAUAAAGGGAGAAUUAUGUGCAUUUCUUAAGACUCAGUAACGUAAGGCCUACUACUCCACAGCGCAAGCGUUAAAACGAUAAGCCUACCAGUUUCAGAUCUCGACGUAACUGUUUACUACAAUCAUCUAAAUUGUCUUCGACCCACGGUAUUCACUUUUCCCUUCCAAUCGCUAAUAUUUCUCUCUUUCUCAUACACAACACACGCAAAUUUGUCAUCUGUGUAACAUCUCACACCGCCCCGUUGGCAGGGUUUCUGCUUAUGUAAGUCCUGGUCAGCAUGUUCACUGUUCCAUAUUGAUUUUCCACACACACUUCUGUUGGCAUUCUCUAUUCCCUGUAAUAUGGCUCUGAGCACUAUGGGACUUAACAUCUAUGGUCAUCAGUCCCCUAGAACUUAGAACUACUUAAACCUAACUAACCUAAGGACGGCACACAACACCCAGCCAUCACGAGGCAGAGAAAAUCCCUGAGCCCGCCGGGAAUCGAACCCGGGAACCCGGGCGUGGGAAGCGAGAACGCUACCGCACGACCACGAGACGCGGGCAUUCCCUGUAAUACAGUCAUGUUUCGUCGGUUCUACGGUUUUAAGAUUAUUUGUAGAUGGUCAUUUGAAAAGUACUCGGCCUACUAUUUUCCAGCAAUCAUAUUGAUCCAUUAACGCAUCUAUACGAAAUUUUCAUAAAAAUGAUUUGUUUAAGGAAGUGCUUCGUUCAUGUCCGAUAUUAUUUUAAACUAGUAGGUUUUCCGUUUGCAUUCGCCUCCUUUCUACGUCUGCUUAGUUUGUGAUAGCUCCUUUUUUUUAAUUCCCAUGCUUAUUAGAACCAUUUCUUAUGAUUUAUCACACCAUCCCCAGUCUUAUAGUUCCACCGUGAUUCACGUGCCUAGCACUGAUUUUCAUCUCUGAUAUUUUUCGUGUUAGAAACCCCUUUUAGUACCACUAACCUUCGUUCUAAGGCUCUUCUUAGUACGAAUGUGAAUACAGAAGUGUAUCUAUUACUGAAAUAGUGCCGCUUGCCGCCAUUGCUACCUAUAAAGGCAAAGUCCUAAACCACAGUGCGUUUCAUUAGACUAUACGUGUCAGUAAAGUCUCAUUUCUAAGUCUCAUAAACGGAGUCCAGGUGUUAAGAGACUUACGCUGAUGCAGCCACAGUUUACAUAAUAUAACCCUGAAGAACAACCUCACAUCCUGAUAUCUCACAAAUACGUGUCAGACAUUGAAAAAAGAAAGGAAAAAAAGGAAAAAAAACCUUCAUCAGAAGACUUCUUUCAUAACUCUGUCAGAAAGUGAACAGGUAAAGUACAUGUUUUAUCGAGAAAAGUUUCUACCCCCUUGAAACACAGCCUUUCGAGCCAUUGUAGAUUCAAGCAAAUAUUUGUCUUGAAAUGUAGGUUGCGCUAACUAGAAGAAAUGGCAGUUUAUUGCUGCCCACUCAUUCAGCUUAUCUGAUGUUCAAUUAUUCUCAGUGAAGUGUACAUUCAGUCAAAUGAUCCAAUUUCAUUUUAAGGCAAGUACUAUAUUUCAUAUACCAGAUGCAUGGUGAGGGGAUGUGAAACGGCUUUCGUAUGAGAUGUGCUCAAUCUUCGUUAGUAUAAAUGUUAUUGAACUUCCACUUUGUGUAGAUUCAAUACCUUGUCAGUUUGCUGUGUAAAUAUUUCUAAGCAUUAAGUGCUAGUUGAUUUUGUAAGUCUUGUUAAGAAUGGGGAAAACGGUGACAACAAAUAAAUAAAAGUCUUUAUAAGAAAAUA